CAAAUAGCAUUUUACCCUCUUAUUUUUCAGGCUUUAAAGCGUUCAGCACCCAGGUUCUUCAGCUACCAGUCGAUACACCAGCAAAACCCUAAUCCAUAUCCCUAUUCGAUCCUCCUCUUCGCUGUGCUCGACAACUGCAAGAAGGGUGAAAAGAGAGGUACGCGUAUCUAACAAUGGCCGACGAGGAACAUAAUGAGCUGAAGGAGGAGGUUCCAGAACUUGCCCCUUUUGAUCCAACCAAGAAAAAGAAGAAGAAGAAGGUUGUUAUUCAAGAUAUUGCUGAUGAUUCUAUGGACAAGCUGGCUGAAAAAACUGAAUCAUUGUCAGUGGCAGAUGGGGUUGAAAGUUCAUUUUCCGGAUUGAAAAAGAAAAAGAAGAAGCCUGUUGAAACAAGGCCUUUGAGUGAGGAAAUUGGGGAGGGAGAAGAAGACCUUGAUGAUCAUGACCACGAAGAUGAUGAAGCGGAAGGAGCUUCCCUGCACCAAGAGCGUUAUCCUUGGGAAAAAAGUGACCGUGAUUAUCAGUAUGAAGAGCUUCUCGGCAGGGUUUUCAACAUUCUCCGUGAGAAUAACCCAGAGCUUUCAGGAGAUAGGCGGAGGACUGUGAUGAGGCCUCCUCAGGUUCUUCGUGAAGGGACAAAGAAAACUGUGUUUGCGAAUUUCAUGGAUCUUUGCAAGAGCAUGCAUCGACAGCCGGAUCAUGUUAUGGCUUUCUUGCUUGCUGAGUUGGGUACAAGUGGGUCUCUUGAUGGCCAGCAAAGGUUGGUUGUGAAGGGCAGAUUUGCUCCCAAAAAUUUUGAAGGGAUCCUGCGGCGAUAUAUCAAUGAGUAUGUGAUUUGCCUUGGUUGCAAAAGUCCAGACACCAUACUUUCCAAGGAAAAUCGUCUUUUCUUCCUAAGAUGUGAGAAGUGUGGAUCUGGAAGGUCUGUUGCUCCAAUCAAGGCUGGUUUCGUUGCCCGAGUAGGCCGCCGAAAUGCUGGAACAUGAGGCAAGCUGUAAUUGUUUUUGUUUGAAGGGAGAGUGAGGUGGCUGUGGACUUGUUUAGAACAUCGAUGGAUGGCUUCUACUGUCAAGACUUUCAAGAAUAUGACAACGAGUAGUUUGAUUUGGUAAUGAAUGUAUUAAAAUUUUGUUUGCAAUAUUAAUCUCUUUUCACAUGACACACUUGGAUGAGCCUCUCUAAAUCUUAAAUCUAGCUGAUGUCUGUAUGAGACUAUGUCUCACAAGCAUACUUGGUGAAACAAAUAUUGUAUGGGCAUAAUAUGAUAUUAAUACGUGCAUAAUUUUAUUCGUCA
Messenger RNA from Linum tenue, 1294 nucleotides. The record is from the annotation of a GenBank genome assembly. NCBI's taxonomy places the organism in Eukaryota, Viridiplantae, Streptophyta, Magnoliopsida, Malpighiales, Linaceae.